AUGUUACGGGCCGAUUGCUACGGUGGCCCCCACAACAUCUUCGAAAGGGAGAUCCUCUCGAGAAUCUCAGAGGUUUCUACACACAGUUCCCACCAAGGCCAGAAUCACGUACUGCACCUUCUCGAUCAAUUCAAACACACGGGCCCCAAUGGAGAUCAUGUCUGUUUUGUCUUUGACGUACUAGGACAGCAUAUGGAUUUCCAAGCCGCCAAGUAUGAAGACGGAAAGCUGCCCAUAAAAGCUGUCAAACGCAUCACCCGACAGCUUCUUCUGGGACUUGACUUUCUCCACCGGGAAUGCGGUAUCAUUCACACAGACCUGAAGCCAACGAAUAUACUUCUACAGCUGGAAAAUCCGGACGGUGCUGUCUCCCAGUACCUUUCAGAAGUUCCUGCGCGGACUCUGUCUCAAAAAGGCGCUAUAACACCGCUCCGAGAGGUGAUCACAACGCCCCACGUGUCAGAAACCAAAACUCCUCACAUCCGGAUUAUCGAUUUCGGUGUUGCGUCUUGGAGAGACAAUCAUCUGUCCGAUCUAAUUCAGUCCCCAGCUCUGAGAGCACCAGAAGUGACCAUCGGCGCGCCCUGGGAUGUUGGUGUUGAUAUAUGGAGUCUUGGGUGUCUGGUGGUUGAGUUCGUCCAGGGAAUUGUUAUAUUCGCCGGUGAAGCAUCAGGAAAAGGGACUUGGACCGCUGACGACGAUCGUCUAGCAAGGAUGAUUGAAAUACUAGGCCCAUUUCCGCAGCAUUUCCUACAACAAGGCGGCCGCACGGGACAGUUCUUCGACAAGCAAGGGAGUCUUCUUCGAAUUCCCAACUUGAAGCCCACAAGCCUUGAACGCCUACUUAACGGCACGUCCAAGCCUUUCUUGAAACCGAGGGAUAUGCCCGACGCCGAAGUCCCUAUUUUCAUCGAUUUCAUCAAAGGAAUGCUGACAAUAGACCCGGCGUCUCGACAGUCAGCAGCAGACUUGCUACGGCACGAGUGGAUAUGUGCAGAUACCCCUCGAAGUAGAGUAAUCUAG
Messenger RNA from Aspergillus terreus NIH2624, 1023 nucleotides. RefSeq lists its product as uncharacterized. The coding region runs from base 1 to 1023 and encodes 340 amino acids. Lineage: Eukaryota; Fungi; Ascomycota; Eurotiomycetes; Eurotiales; Aspergillaceae. The record is from RefSeq and is a predicted model, not a curated record. Gene Ontology annotation, molecular function: protein kinase activity; ATP binding. The transcript has 5 exons. Gene Ontology annotation, biological process: protein phosphorylation; regulation of mRNA processing; spliceosomal complex assembly.